AUGGAUCCCGAAGAAUCGCCAUGGGCCGAUACCUCCAAGCCCACUACUUUGGCCGAAGAGUCGCAGCCCUCUCAGGCAGCUGACACGUCCCCUUCGACACCUUCCGCUUCGCAAAAAGCAGCCUCGUCGAAGCCAUCUCGCGGACCUCGUCGCAUGGUUGCGCAGCCAACCCGCCUUGAAGCGGUUGACGAUCCUCUCGGUCCCCUUGGUGCCGCGCCUCCCGCGGAGGACGACAAUGCGCCCCCGGUACCGCCACUGAAGGAACAGAUGGUCAUCCGGACUAGCAUGCCCCAGGGCCAGCAAGCGAGACGUGCCCAUGAUCCACAUGGUGUCGAUGAUGAGGGCGAGGAAUCCGAGCAGAAGAUUGGCGGGAGAGCGCCACCGCCCGUGGAGGCCGCACGGCCGAGUGGUGUGAGGACGAGCACGCAGCCUAGCAUGAGCGUGGAGCAAGCCUCAAAGCCGAACUUCACGAUUCACGUCGGGGACCCGGUCAAGAUUGGCGAUCUCACGAGCUCGCACAUUGUUUACUCUGUGCGGACGAGGGCCUACAAGCAGAGCGAAUUCGAAGUCAAGCGCCGCUACCGCGAUUUCCUGUGGCUGUAUAACACACUCCACGCAAACAAUCCCGGCUUUGUCGUGCCCCCGCCUCCUGACAAGCAGGCCGUCGGACGAUUCGAUAGCAAUUUUGUCGAGAGCCGAAGGGCCGCCCUGGAGAAGAUGCUGAACAAGACGGCCUCGCACCCCAUAUUGCAACAUGAUGCGGACCUCAAGCUUUUCUUGGAGAGCGAAGCGUUCAAUGUCGACAUCAAGCACAAGGAGCGGAGGGACCCUCUACCCACAGAAAGCAAGGGCGUCCUAGGCUCGCUGGGCAUUAGCGUGGGAAGCAGCAACAAGUUUGUCGAGCAGGACGACUGGUUCCAUGACAGGAAGGUCUACCUGGAUGCGCUCGAGAAUCAGCUCAAGGGCUUGUUGAAGGCGAUGGACCAGAUGGUUGGCCAGCGCAAGAUGAUGGCCGAGGCGGCCGGCGACUUCUCAGCUUCGCUUCACGCUCUUUCUACUGUAGAGCUAUCGCCCUCGCUGUCCGGGCCAUUGGACGCCUUGUCGGAUUUGCAGCUGACCAUCCGCGAUGUCUACGAUCGCCAGGCGCAGCAAGACGUUCUCACCUUUGGCAUCAUCAUUGAGGAAUACAUUCGUCUUAUUGGGUCAAUCAAGCAAGCGUUCUCUCAACGCCAAAAGGGAUUCCAUGCCUGGCACGCAGCUGAGUCGGAGCUGCAGAAGAAAAAGUCUUCCCAAGACAAGCUACUUCGCCAGGGUAAGAGUCAGCAAGACCGUCUCAACCAGGUCAACGCCGAAGUCGGGGAGGCCGAGCGGAAGGUACACCAAGCCAGACUGUUGUUCGAUGAGAUGGGUCGGUCACUAAAGACUGAGCUGGACCGCUUUGAAAAGGAAAAGGUCGAGGACUUCAAAAGCGGUGUCGAGACCUUCCUCGAGGGUGCUGUCGAGGCGCAGAAGGAGCUCAUUGAAAAGUGGGAGACGUUCCUGAUGCAGCUCGACGCCGAAGACGACGAGUCGGCCUUCUACAAACCACCAGUGUACAACCAGGACGCCACCAAAGUCCCCGGCGACACAGCUGUCGACAGGGCGCGUGCCCGUCUGCAUGAGGACUCUGAUUAA
Messenger RNA from Emericellopsis cladophorae, 1674 nucleotides. RefSeq names its product sorting nexin 3. Gene Ontology annotation, biological process: protein retention in Golgi apparatus; retrograde transport, endosome to Golgi. The record is from RefSeq and is a predicted model, not a curated record. Gene Ontology annotation, molecular function: phosphatidylinositol binding. Gene Ontology annotation, cellular component: endosome. Bases 1 to 1674 code for a protein of 557 amino acids. The transcript is spliced from 3 exons. NCBI's taxonomy places the organism in Eukaryota, Fungi, Ascomycota, Sordariomycetes, Hypocreales, Bionectriaceae.